Molecule: messenger RNA, 786 nt
Organism: Prunus armeniaca (apricot)
Lineage: Eukaryota; Viridiplantae; Streptophyta; Magnoliopsida; Rosales; Rosaceae
Source: the annotation of a GenBank genome assembly
AUGGAUGAUAGUCUUGGAAACAUAAAGAUCAUCAAAGAUCAUUUCAAAGCAUCCGCACCUAGUAUUGACUCUCUUCAGGACAUAGCUUCUUCGUCUGUUUCACAACCAAGAACUGAUAAUUAUUUGAGGUCUCAUAGCCGUUUGUGGAGUAGGAGAAAAUUAAGAAGUGCAGCAUACAUGUUGAAGUUUAACUUUUUUAGUCUGCGGGGGCUGCCAUGGGGGUCUAGCACGGAUAGCGAGGAAAAGGUUGUGCUAACUGCUGUAGAACUAGAAUCACUUCGAUCGGAUCUUGCUGAUUUAGAAGAGAAGGAAGCUCACUUGAAAGCUCAAUUGGAACACGUUGAUGAAAUUCUGCGAUCUGCUCGUCUCUCUGGCUAUUUGUACAUCCGAACUAGGUGGAAACCGCUACCAGGAGAACCUCCCCCUCUUGAUGAUACUGACGUUGAUGACUGGCUUCCUCGCUUUGUUGUCUUGCAAGGGCCAUGCAUUUUCUUCUACUUGUUUUCCACAGAUCUGAGUCCCCAAGACUCCACCCUAUUAUCUGAUAUUGUUGAAAUAGGUCCCUUGCCAAGCGUUACACGAGAUAAUGAAGGAACACAAUAUGCAUUUUAUAUCUUAACAAUUCAAGGACUUCGAUUCGAGUGCUCAAGUGCUUCUAAGGUACAGGUGGACUCCUGGUUGUCAGCACUACAAACCGACUGCAAAUUGGGGGGUUCAGAUGCCACCACAGCUCCAAUGGCGCAUGUGAGAUGUGAAAUGAUACACUUUAGUUCCAGGAAGUUGUAA